Messenger RNA from Closterium sp. NIES-65, 672 nucleotides. NCBI's taxonomy places the organism in Eukaryota, Viridiplantae, Streptophyta, Zygnematophyceae, Desmidiales, Closteriaceae. The record is from the annotation of a GenBank genome assembly.
AUGGCGGCACUUGAUCCUCGUCUCUCUCUUCCCCUUCCCCCACAUCCCGUCUUUCCCGGUCCCCCCCGCCCCACCCCUUCCGCCAAACUCCUCUGUUCUCAUCUGUCCGCGCGACCCCUUCCCCCUCCCCGUGUGCGGCAUGCUGGGCGCGCGCAGGUGGAGGGGCGCGUGGUGGCGGAGAUGGGCGCGGGGCUGUGCGUGCGGGUGGAGGGGCGCGUGGUGGCGGAGAUCGGCGCGGGGCUGUGCGUGCUGGUGGGGGUGAUGGCGGGGGACGGCGAGCAGGACUGCGACUACAUGUGUCGCAAGAUCCUGAAUCUGCGCCUGUGGCCCAAUCAGAAGACCGGCAAGGCGUGGGACCAGAGCGUGUCGCAACGAGGCUAUGAGGUACUGCUAGUGAGUCAGUUCACGCUGUACGGCCAGCCCAAGGGCAACAAGCUCGACUUCCACGUCGCCAUGCCCCCGCAGGAAGCCAGCUCCUUCUACAAUGACUUGGUGCACCGCGUGCGCCGGGCCUACCACCCCGACCGAGUGAAAGACGGCAUCUUUGGCGCCAUGAUGGAGGUGCACAUAGCCAACAGCGGCCCCGUCACUCUCUUCCUCGACUCACGCAAGCAGUCAGGCACAGACAGCAAUGGGGGAAAUGCAGGCAACGGGGACAAGGAGGGGCAGUGA